Colias croceus (clouded yellow) is the source of this 6251-nucleotide messenger RNA. RefSeq lists its product as uncharacterized. Gene Ontology annotation, molecular function: cation binding; protein serine/threonine phosphatase activity. The record is from RefSeq and is a predicted model, not a curated record. Gene Ontology annotation, biological process: protein dephosphorylation. Bases 316 to 5733 code for a protein of 1805 amino acids. Lineage: Eukaryota; Metazoa; Arthropoda; Insecta; Lepidoptera; Pieridae. The transcript has 15 exons.
UCUAUGUUUGAAUACAUAGUGUACAUUACCUAUCUUGUGUACAAUAAUUUUGUGUUGGUGUGCGCCCUGUGAGUGAGAUGUGAUUCGAGUGUUUUGAUUUAUAUCAAUACUUGUAAUAUUUUCGAAUAAACUUGUCGAUCGUCUUCGAUACCAAAUAGUUAACAACAAACGAAGCAUAAUUACGUUUAAUCAGUGUUAUUUACAGUAAUUUGUUGUAAUCUUGAUUGUCCUGACGACAGUAUCUUAUUUUAUAUGGUUUGUUGAUCAAUCCAGUGUUUUGUUAUAUUGUAAGGAAAACAGAACAUUUAUACGAAAAUGGGGGAUAAAGACGAUUAUUUGACGACCUAUCGUGUGUUUUUUGAGAAUUUUGCGGCCACUGUAUGUCCUGAGGAUCAAUUACCUGUCUCCUGUCCUGACUACUGUAUCACGGAGGCAGAGCUGGCCGGCGAAGUCAUUUACUGGAUUAUCGCAUAUCUAAGAGAUAGGUCAUGUCCACCCACACUUAUGACUCCGCUAUUGCGGUUAAUACUCGACGAGGUGCGAACGGCAUCGAAAAAAUUCCCAAAUGACUUCGGUUUUGAUGCAGAGCGUUCAGUAUUCAGACCGAUAGUGCUGCUGCAGGCAGUGAUAGCGAGGGUGAACGACGUGUGCCUUCGAUACUUGGACAACUCCCGCCUGGACACAUUGCCCCCGCCGCCGCCCCCGGAGCAGAGGGAGCUGAGGACCGUGUCCGCGGCGAUGAGGAACUCGAGACGGGUGAUGGAAGAUCGACAUGUGGAGAUCGGAAACUUGGAGGCGUUGUUUGACGUUGAGACGACAGAGCGCACGAGUUUCUACGCGGUGUACGACGGGCACGCGGGCGCGGCCGCGGCGCACUACAGCGCGGCGCACCUGCACCAGUACCUGGUGGAGAGCCCGCACUUCAAGACCAACCUCAAGCGGGCCAUGCGCGACGCGUUCAUACGGACCGACAAGGAGUUUGUCGAUAAGAGCAGAGAGGACCUGUGGGCGGCGGGCGGCAGCACGGCGGUGGUGGUGUGCGUGCGCGGGUCGGCGCUGGUGGUGGGGUGGGCGGGGGACUCGCUGGCGCUCCUCGCGCAGCGCAUGCGCGUCAUGCAGCUCGUGCGCCCGCACAAGCCCAGCCGGGAGGACGAACGAAGACGAAUAGAAUCUUCGGGGGGUAUGGUUAUGCACAUCGGAACGUGGCGGGUGAACGGACAACUAGCGGUGUCUAGAGCUAUAGGUGACGCACAAUACAAACCGUACGUGAUAGCGAAACCAGAGUUGGGUACUCUGGAGUUGGACGGCGACGAAGACUUCCUGGUGGUGGCCUGCGAUGGGCUCUGGGAUGUCGUCAGUGAAGACGAAGUUGCUCUGUCUGUGUACAGGCAGGUAGCGGCCAAUCCAGAUGACUUGAAGGCGGUGACAGAACGUCUGAUAGUGGAAGCACGCUUGGCGGGCUCGAAAGACAAUAUCUCCAUAAUCGUGGUGUUCCUGAAGGACCCGCGUGGGAUUGCCGCUCAAAACUGCCCGCCCAUGGAUCUUGGGCUGGACAACGCGGUGGUGAACGCGCCGCCGUUCGGCGUGGAGGGCGCGUGUGACGCGGCGGAGGCGGCGGGCGCGGACAACGGCGUGUCGGACAGCGACAGCGAGGACCUCGGGCCCGAGACCGCGGUGGACGUGGACGCGGACGACGCGGACGUGGAGAUGCGCAGCCACGAGCCGCCGCUGCACGCGCCCCGCGCGCCGCCCGCCAUGAUCGUGGAGGAGGGCCACGUCGACGGAAACUUGGUGGAUAAUGUAGCUGAGAGCGGCGAAGAGUCCGAGGACGAGUGGAAUUAUUACAAAGGCGAGGGCGAACGCGAACAGAACCCCAGUGAGGAGGCCGACGAGCCACCGCGCUCAGAAACACCCUGUCAAGAUAAUUCAGCGUGGGAAAGUAGUUCAGUAGACAUGAACAGUUCACCGCUGAACCCGGACGCGCCCCCGUUCGUGCCGGGCAGCGUGGCCGGCUCCGACGUGCUGCUCGCGGAGUCGCCGCGGAAACCCCUGCCGAUGGACGACAUAGAAGUGCCAGACGUGAACCAGUUUCAGACUGGCGCUGGCAGCUGCCCCGGCGAACUGCAGGACUUGGACAAUUGCGACCAGUUGAACGGACACCAUAACAUUUCGAUGGAAGGUGUAACGGAACAUCUCAAUGGUAAUGACAAAUGUCAACUGGAUAGUCUUGGAUUUGGUUUUGAUGUGGGCAUUGAAUCUGAUAAGAUGAAGGAAUCCCGUAUUAUUCAAGACUUUGAAAGAAUACAGAAAGAUACAACAGACUUCUGUAAUAUUCAGGUAUUCCAGACUCACACAGAAACAAAUCCUUUUGGUAGUGAAACUAAUGAUGAAUUAUUUGAGAGGCUAAAAAAUAAAGAAAGAGAUCCAAUGAGCAUGAGUUUUUAUCAAGAAAAAGAUGAUGACACCUGUGAAAGAUUCAGCAAAUUAGAAUCACAUGUUGACCUGAAUGCCGUCCAGCCGUUGCCUGAAAGUGAUGAUGAAGAUGAUAUACAAGCAAAUGGUUUUUGUCAAAAUAUUCAAGAGGGUGAUGAUGAUAAGGAAAAUCUUAGUCCAGAUCAACAUGUAGACACAUUUGCACAAAUUAGCAAUGAUCAAGAACCAAACAAUGAUAUAAUGAGAUUUGAUGAUGGCGUGCAAGUUAUUGAGAACAAUUUUGUAGACAACAUGAUUGAUUGCAAUGUUGAAAGCAACAAUAUGCAACACUAUUGUAAUAAUGAAUUUGAAGGUAACCUUCACCAAGAAAAUGUAAUGCCCACAGAUACUCCUGAAUCUCACAAAUUACUAUUUGAACAAAUACCAGAAAUACCUGAUGGCAAGAGUUCUGAACUAGGGUUCACAAAUGAAGAUCUACUUGAUCCUUCAGAAAGUGAAAAGGAUGUAAGGGCUAUCACACCCCAGGAUGAAGUAUCACAAGAUGUAGAAACAGAUGACAAGCUCGAAGAAUCUCCAUGUGAUGAAAUUGAAAUUGAUAUGCCCUUAGACAGCAAAGAUGAUGUUGAAUCUACAUUUAUAGAGCACACAGAUGUUGCAGACAAAGAUAAUGAAAUUGUUGCUGAAGUUGCAAUUGACAAUCAAAUAUCAGAAAACUUAUCAGUGUCACCUGAACUACUAGAAAAAAAUAAUGAAAUUGAAAACUCUGUAGAGACUGAACAGAAUGUAGUAGUAGAUAUUCAUCAAAGUUCAGAAUCGCAACUUAAUCACUUUGAAAAUAAAACAGAAGAAAUUUCAAACGUUAAUGAAGUUGAUCACAUUACUAAAGAAGAGGAAGCCGUACAUUCGGCGCCUAAAAUUACUCUUGAAAGUGACGAAGUUGCAAUUCAUGAUAUUUCAUCAUCCAAAUCACCAGAACCAGAACAACAACAGAUCACAUCACAAUCACCACUACCAAAUGAGUUUGCUGAACAGAAUGCUGAAUCACCAUUACCUCAAGAGUCUUUGCAAGGUGAAGCGUCGUUGCCGCGCGACUCGCCACUACCUGACGAUUUAUGUUCAGCUAAAUCGCCUCUACCUACUGGAAUUGUUUCUGAUGUCUUAGAAAUUGCAGAAUCACCGCUGCCAUCGCAGUCGCCACUACCCACAGAACCGACAAUCGAAGUCCAUUCCCCGGUUCCUUCUGAGGAACAAAGCAAGACACCUCUGCCUGCAGAAAUUCCACUGCCUAGGGAAUCGCCCGCUCCUUCAGAAUCACCUGCUCCUGUUGCACACUCGCCUCUUCCAGUUGAAGAACCUGUGCUCGGAGAGUCUCCUCUUCCAGUCGAUGAACCUUUACUCGGAGAAUCUCCUCUACCGGUUGAAGAACCAGUAGUGAGAGCGUCUCCUCAACCUGUACAAGAAUCUGUCCCAACAGAGUCUCUUUUGCUCGGCGAAGAGUCUAUUCCUACCAGAGAGUCUCCACUCCCAGUGGAGCAGGCGCUACGACAAUCGCCAUCGCCAGCCGUUUCACCAUUCCCAGUAGAAUCACAAAUUGAAUCAUCCAUUCCAACAGAAAAAUUACCAGCCGAGUCACCUGUACCUGACAUUCAAAAUGAGUCACAUGAAAAUCUAUUGACUAACGACAGAAUUUCAUCUCCAGUUGAGGAACGACAUGCAGAUGCUGUCGAAAAUAUUAGUCAGUCAUUUGUAACGGAAGACUUAAUGAGAAAAGAAUCACCCGCGCCCGUGGAAUCGGUAGCGUCGCCGGCACCAGAAGAAUGUCAAUCGAACGAAAUUUCCGUCGCGGUAGGUCAAGAUUCAAAAUCUCCACUGCCGUCGGAUACGUUUAAAUCUGCCAUUUCACCGGCUCCAUCCCCCUCCCCCGAGAUCGCCGCGACGAGGUCGCCACUGCCCACGGAAGAUAUUGUCGCUUUGACGCAGAGCGAUUCCAGAGCGACUCCCGAGGUCGAGCAAAUAGAAUCGAAAGAAAUGCCGCGCGAGGAGAACGCGCCCGCACCCGACAUCGUGCCCGAGCAGGCGCGCUCCGACCUCGUCACCGACAUCGACAUCGGCAUCCCGGAGUCACGCGCGCAAGAGAUCUGCGUGCCCGUCACCAGCGAAAUACAGCAAGAGGACGCGGUGCGGCCGGCCGGCACGCCGCCGCCCACGCCCGCCGUCGAGGGCGAGCUGGCCGCCGCCCCGCUCAGCGACGCGCCCAUCGCCGCGCCCGCCGCCGCGCUGGCCGGCGCCGCGGUCGCCGCCGCCGCCGCCACGGCCGCCACGGUUGCAACGACCAAGGCCAAAGCGCCCGCUAAGAAAUCUCCGACGACGCCCACGCCCCGAGCGUCGAAUGCCACCCCCAAAACGACGGCGGCGCGGACGUCUCUCGCCGCGACUACUCCCCGAUCGCCAGCCACGGCUUCCCCGCGCCUCGCCGCGACGAAGACGCCGAGCUCAGCCUCGAAGGCCGCCGCCCCAGCGGCGCGAGCGAAUCCCGCUGCUAAGCCGGCGUCCCCUACGAAAGCCGCCCCUAAAGUGGCGGCGCCCGCCAAAGAUGCGGCCGCUAAGCCGUCAGCCGCGAGGCCGACGACGGCCAGACCGGCACCCGCGAGGCCGGCGACGGCCAAGCCGGCACCCGCGAGGCCGGCGUCGGCCAAGCCGACCUCCAAGCCCGCCGCGCCCAAGCCGCCGACGACGACGGCCGCUCCCAAACCGAUAACGAGACCGACGGCCCCGAAAGCUCCCUCCGCGGCCGCCCCCGCGGCGCCGAAGCCUGCUGCGGCGCGGCCGGCGACCGCCAAGACGAGCUCGACGCUCGCGGCCGCUCCCAAACCCAAGGAAGUGAAGAAGGUGCCCGAGAAGAAGCCCUUGACGAACGGUGACGUGAAGGCGGCCAAGCCGGCGCCCCGGCCCGCCCCCGCGGCGCCCCGCGCGGCGCCCCCGGCCCGCACCCCCGCACAGCGCGCUCCCGCCGCCCCACCGACCAAGACUGCUAGUGCAAAGCCCCCAGUGAAGGCUCCAUUGGACAAACAAAGCAAAGAUCUCGCCAACAAACGCAUCACCGCCAAAACUGCGCCUCCGAGGACUGCAAAUAAUAAGAGCUCGGUCGGCAACAAGACGGCGGUGAAGAGCGUGCCGAAGCGCAGCGAGCGCGAGCAGGCGCAGGCGCAGGCGCAGCAGGCGCUGGCCAACGGCGCGCUCGGCCCCAAGGCGCCGCCCAGCCCGCCCGCCGACGCGCUGCUGCCCGACGUCAUCGCGUGAACGCGAUUCCGAUUCCUAUUAUUUCCGCUUGAAUUUUUGUGAUUUUUCUAUAAGUGUAAUAUAGUUAAGGCCGCGUCCGCGGCGAGUCGUUAGGUGCGGGAGAACCCUCCCAUCUUUUAUAAUAUAGUCGCUUAUAGAUAUGUGUAGUCUUUGCAUUUGACGAACGCGCGCUACACGUUUGUUAUGUUUGUCUAUCCGCGUCCCGCUCGGCCGGCCGACCGCCGCGCCGAGCCCGUUUAGAAUUUUUAUAUUACCGACGAAUGAUUGAUUAUUAAAUCUGGCUUUUUAAUUUAUUCUCUUUGUAUAACCGUAUUAUUUAAUAAAAUCGUAAGGAAGGACUGAGAUAUUGUUUUAUUUAUGGAGGUACGAAGCUAUGACUUUUAUAAUUAUGAGCUCGAUAAAAAUGUUUACUUAACUACUACAUUUACUUAAUGUGUCAAUGUUUAACUUAAUAUCAUGGUGUUACAAAAAUACUAAAAUAGAGCAUUUUAUUGGAAUAAAUGGUUAUAUCACCCCUU